Salvia miltiorrhiza (redroot sage) is the source of this 602-nucleotide messenger RNA. RefSeq lists its product as uncharacterized. Gene Ontology annotation, molecular function: structural constituent of ribosome; large ribosomal subunit rRNA binding. Gene Ontology annotation, cellular component: ribosome; large ribosomal subunit. The record is from RefSeq and is a predicted model, not a curated record. Gene Ontology annotation, biological process: translation. NCBI's taxonomy places the organism in Eukaryota, Viridiplantae, Streptophyta, Magnoliopsida, Lamiales, Lamiaceae.
UACAAAAUAGCCGUCACUCACUCCAACGCCUAAACAUGGCGACGCUCAAAGAAAUCCUAACCCGACGUCCAGUGGCGGCGACGAUCCGGCUGACGGUGCCGGCGGGCGCCGCAAAGCCGGCGCCUCCGGUGGGGCCGGCUCUGGGUCAGUACCGGCUGAAUCUGAUGGCGUUCUGCAAGGAUUUCAACGCCCGAACCCAGAAAUACAAGGCCGAAACCCCAAUGGCGGUGACGAUUACGGCGUUCACCGACAACACGUUCGAGUUCACGGUGAAGUCUCCGUCGGUGACGUGGUACCUGAAGAAGGCGGCGGGGAUCGAGACCGGGAGCGGGCGGCCGGGGCACGUGAGCGUGUCGACGAUAACGGUGAAACACGUGUACGAGAUCGCGAAGAUCAAGCAGAGCGAUCCUUACUGCCAGUACAUGUCGCUCGAGUCCAUUUCUAAGUCCAUUAUUGGGACCGCCAAUUCCAUGGGGAUUAAGGUGCAGAAAGAGCUCGAUUAAUUUCAGAUUUCAGAAAUUUAGGGUUCAUUUUAUUCAAGGAAAUUAUCACCUGUUGAGAUUGAGAUUAUAAAUGAAUGAAUCGUGCUUGUUGUUUGUCAA